This is a messenger RNA of Fusarium tjaetaba, 1983 nucleotides long. RefSeq lists its product as uncharacterized. The coding region runs from base 1 to 1983 and encodes 660 amino acids. The transcript has a single exon. The record is from RefSeq and is a predicted model, not a curated record. NCBI's taxonomy places the organism in Eukaryota, Fungi, Ascomycota, Sordariomycetes, Hypocreales, Nectriaceae.
AUGAGUGAACCACGAGGAUCGAAGCGCGUCUACCCUCAUCAGGGUCAGAAGGAAUCGACCAGAACAAAGAAAAGGCCAGAAACGAGGGCAAAAAUACCGAUCAGCGAGUCCGCGCGCGCCAUCGCUAGAAGCUGCCUCGAGGCGCGUCGCCCGAUAGUCAGGAAAGAUUUGGAAGACACAUUUCGACCCGUGGACUUUGCGAAUGAGAAGCCAGAGAUUGAAGGGCCGGCCAUGAAGCUGUAUGAUGCCUCGCAUGAGAAGGAGGAUUAUGAUGAAUUCAACCCAGAAGUGAAUUCGCCUGUGGUGAAAGAUUUCAAAGCAUUAUGGAAAGUCGGCUUGCGCCUUUGGGGGGUCUCGCCUACCACUGUGAUCUCUCCGAUGGUCGGUCUGAGAUACUUUCCGUUAUCGAGUGGCCGCAAGAGGGCAAACCACGCAGUACUUUCGCCCGAUUUCAGCAAGCUGUUUGCGGCACUUAUCACGCAUCCGUGCUGGGAGUUUGAGCAUGAACGAUUCGUCCUGGCCCUCCAAUACUUGGUCAGAUGUCGAGGAGACAGCCGCAGUCCUUGGCCACAUCAAGGGGCGAAGGAACGCGAAUGUCCUGCUAUCGAGGCCCUUUUCAACAUGUUUGAUGAAACUGGCUACGGGGAUAGAAGCCUGCACGAAAUGCACAAGUCUGCGCGCGAGAGCAUUGUUGGGGGCAACAUCUCGGUCUUCUCGGACUUCCUUUACUCCAUUGGUGAACGUGUGACAAAACAUGAUAUGGACCAAGAACAGGCCUAUUAUGAUAUGCCUGCAUUACCUGUCACUCUCGGAGACAUGAAGUCUCUCACUGAUGCGGUGAAAAGCUUCGAGUGGCCUGAUGAGAGCUGGAGGUGUAGUCCCGGGGACACAUAUACUGCGUUCAAAGCUGAGAGGACAUCGGGGAAGACUGAUCUUCCAACUACCGGGACAGAGCUGAAGGAGUUUCUUGACCGAAGUCUCAAGGACAUCUUUCGGGACAUUGAGAUUUACAGACAAGAGGCUGGUUCUGAGCGCAGCUCCCCUGUCUACCAGGCAGACAAGGAAGAUGUGUUGGUUGACAACGCAGCAGAUGCGGAUGCGUGUCAGCUUCCAGGUCCUGAAACAACUGCUGACCAAGAGAUGGGUGUUCCUGAAGACGACCAACACGUGCCGCCUGAGUCCAAUCCUGUCCGCCCACAACGCAGAUAUCGGGCGUUAGUCGAUGGAGAGGAAUCAGAAGACGAACAAGCCGAUUUAGCAAGAAGUCAGGGCAAUAGAGAAACUGCCGCAAGGUCGUCACCACACUCUAGGUACUCUUGGGGCGAUAGGAAUCUCUCGGCGACACACGUUGAAUCACCUUAUGAGCGAUUCGAGAUCCCGAGACGAGAGGCUUGGCGUCCCUCCCCUCAGCAGGCAACCCCGGGUCCAUCAGGGUCAACGAUGAGUCAAGUUCACCCUCGACCCAUUGAUUCGUUGCUUGAGAGGCGUGUCCAUGGCCUCGAGAAAGGCCAGCAGCGGCUUGAGUCCAGUUUCAAGGAAAUGAUCGCCUCUCAUUCACGAGACAUCAAUGAACUUCGGCAUGAGAUGAAGCAGUCGCGAACCCAUACCAUACAGCGAUACAGUGGCGGUGUGUCGGGGGCUGUGGGGAUAGAGCAUUCCGAUACUGGUCAGAAGAUCCGCGAUCUUGAGUCACAGCUUGCCCAGGCAGCCAGGGACAAGGAGGAACUUUCAGAGAAGGUUGCGUCAAGCGAGCAAGAGAAUGAACGUCUGUCAGCCCAGAUCUCUGGCUUGUACAGGGAUAAUAAAGGAAUGUCAGAAAAGAUCGGCUGUUACGAGCUUCGGAUUCGGAGUCUGUCUAGGCAACUUGCCGAAAAAGGCGAAAUCAACAGAGUUGACAGGGACCGCUUGUCAGAACAACUUGUCGCCAGGGACAAGGCUAUUACCUCUGGGUCGAGAGGACAUCAGCCCUCGGGACUGAUUUGA